AUGGGGCGUUUGAAUUGCAAGAAGAUGAGGGGAAAUGUUGUUUUGGCAAGAGCAUCAAAGAGGAAAGAGGAAGUGGAAGUCGGAAAGGCAGAAGAGAGUGUGGUUCAGAACGGUGGGAAUGUGAAGGAGGGUGGAGAAGAAGUAAAGAACAAGCCCUCAAAAGGGGAGAGGAGGCGAUCUUCGAAGCCGAAUCCGCGGUUGAGCAAUCCACCUAACCAUGUACAUGGUGAGCAAGUAGCUGCAGGGUGGCCCUCUUGGCUCUCCAAGGUUGCAGGGGAAGCUAUUAAUGGGUUGAUACCUAGGAGAGCUGACACUUUUGAAAAGCUGAAUAAGUUGAUUGCUUUUGUUGUUCUGUUUUCAAAUGUUGGACAAGGUACAUAUAGCAAUGUUUACAAAGCAAAGGAUACUUUGACAGGGAAAAUUGUGGCCCUAAAGAAGGUCCGCUUUGACAAUUUAGAGCCCGAGAGUGUAAAAUUCAUGGCCAGAGAGAUCCUUAUUUUGCGCCAUAUGGAUCAUCCCAACGUUGUCAAACUGGAAGGUUUAGUGACUUCAAGAAUGUCGUGCAGUUUGUACCUUGUGUUUGAAUACAUGGAGCAUGACUUGGCUGGACUUGCUACAAGUCCAACAGUAAAGUUCACAGAGUCUCAGCUACUUUCUGGACUGGAACACUGUCACAACCGUCUUGUGCUGCAUCGUGAUAUAAAGGGGUCAAACCUUCUGAUUGACAAUGAAGGAAUUCUUAGGAUUGCUGAUUUUGGAUUAGCUUCUUUCUUUGAUCCUAAUCAAAAGCACCCUAUGACCAGCAGGGUGGUUACUUUAUGGUAUCGGCCUCCAGAGCUUCUCCUUGGAGCCACUGAUUACGGUGUAGGAGUGGACCUCUGGAGUGCUGGCUGCAUUCUUGCUGAAUUGUUGGCUGGCAAGCCUAUUAUGCCUGGUCGAACUGAGGUAAUCUUUGAAUGA
Molecule: messenger RNA, 960 nt
Organism: Sphenostylis stenocarpa
Lineage: Eukaryota; Viridiplantae; Streptophyta; Magnoliopsida; Fabales; Fabaceae
Source: the annotation of a GenBank genome assembly